This is a messenger RNA of Dromaius novaehollandiae (emu), 2331 nucleotides long. RefSeq names its product tubulin epsilon and delta complex 1 (gene TEDC1). Lineage: Eukaryota; Metazoa; Chordata; Aves; Casuariiformes; Dromaiidae. Bases 85 to 1419 code for a protein of 444 amino acids. The transcript has 8 exons. The record is from RefSeq and is a predicted model, not a curated record.
GGCGGAAGAGCCGGACCGCGCAGCCGCGGUGCGCACACGCGGGCGUCGCCUCGGGGCACGGCGGGAGGCGGCGGCGGGCGCGCGAUGCGGCGGGCGCGGGGCCGGGCGCUGCCGGGCGCCGUCGCGGCGCUGUGCCGGGCGCUGCCGCCGCGCGCCCGCCCCGCCCCGGACACGCUGCGCCGCGCCAGAUUCGACCGGCCGCAGGCGAGCUCGCACUGCUGGCGGCUGCUCUGCUCUCUCCUGAAGCAAGUCCACGGGGGGAAGUGGACCGAGCCCGAUGCCAUAGAUAUCCAAAUUAGGUUUAUAAAAUCUGUGCUGUGGUACCAUGGCUAUGGCAGGCCAGAACUCUAUCGGCUCCCCUCCGACGGCUCAGCGGGUAGUCGGGAGCUGCUGCUGGCGUUUUCCUGGCUGCUGCACAGAAUCAGCCUGCUGGAGCAGCUGUUGGCUCGGAACAGAGUGAGGACUGGGGAUGAAACCUCUGUGUGCACGUGUGAAGAUGAUCUCACGAACAGCCAGAAGGGCAGGACUGAAAUAGCACCUGAAUAUUCUCUAGAAGACAAGGUAGAUGUCCGAUACCUUCAGUGGUUACAUGGGAGGCUGAGGUUCCAGUGGCGGAGUUUGCAUGCUCUGCAUCAAGAGCAAAGCAAACUUUUGCAUAAGAUCCAUUUAUUUACUAGUGGCUCUCAUAUGGACAAGAUCCUUGGACACUUUUCUGUCACAGAAACAGAGCUUAUUAGACAACCAGAGAACUACAAGCAGCUGUUACAGUUUCUGGAGUCCGAAACAAUGCAGUUAGAAGCCUUUCUGGAGUGGAAGCAACUGGAACAAGUUUAUUGGCACUGGAUGGAAACUGUAUUAGAUGAUAUGGCUGAAGAGGGAAGUAUGUGCAAGUCCCAGGAUGCUCAUACGAUGAAAAGCAUGCUACCAAAGGGGGACUCCUGCUGCCACUGGGCUGGCAGUCUUGUGGGGAAAAUUGACAGAUUAUCCAGAGAUCUAAUGACUGUCCAUGAUCAAUUGCAGGAGCUUGUAACUCAUCGUAAGUCUGCAUGGUACGAGAAGGUGAAAACAAGAGAGGAAGAACUACAGAAGGAGGAGUUCUGUGCUGCUGCUAGAAAGACACAGGAAGCUGUUGAGCUGAAACUACUAGAUCUCACAUACCAUUGUGCUCCGAAAAAACCAAAAAUGCACGGUUCAUGCAGACUGGUGUUUAGAAGCAAACACUCUGCCAGCAAAACAGGCUUCGGUAGAUCUGUAUCUAAGGAGCCUAUUUCAACUGUCAGUGCUACAGAGGUGAUCAGAGAACUGCAGAUGAGAAAGGCCAGCCUGGAGAGAGAGCUGAAGCAGCUGCAGGAAGAGUGCAGGCAGAGGAUGGAUGAAAUUGCAGAAGGGUUGGAUGGAGUGAUUUGUAUCUCCCCUUGAAGAGAUAAAGCCGGACUGAGAAAAGCAAAGGAAUAGAGUUAUUUGAUCAGAACACAUUUGCACAACUUGGCAUGGGGGAGUGUGAGGUGAGGAACUGAAUGUAAUUUCUAAUUUUUAGCUUGGGAAUCAGAACUUGUUACGGCUUUGUGACUUACGCUGGGGCCAUAACCUUGGUGCUUCUCUCUGCAGCCCUUUUAUUGCUAACCUUGCCAAUUAAAUUCUGCAGCAGGCCUUAGUGGGAGUGUGCUUAAAUCUCCCUUUUAUCUUUUAGAUUUCUAGUUCUUCUGCCAAGCACUGGGCUCUUUUACAGUGCUCAGCUGCUGCACAGCAUACUUUGAGGCUGCAUAUUGAAGUACUAAUUGCAUUUUCAACAUUUUCCAGCAAGUGGAAGUGUUCAUUAGUCAGAAAAAUCCAGGUAUUGGAAAACAUGUAAAGUACCAAGGCUGAGAGAGAUUGGAAAUGUUCAAGAAAGUAUGCUAUUUAAUUCAGCUAGUUUGCAUAUUUGUGGCAGCUAUUAUGCAGUCACCAUAAGGAAAAACAAAUGUCUAAUAAUAAAGCAGCACAAUGUUUUCAUUCAGUGCCGUGAUGCACUUCAAGUGAUUGGGUUCUCAAAGAGAACAAACUAGAAACCCAUUCCACUGAGUUAUGAAUCACAGUGAGAUAACUUAUAGGUCUGCUGUAGGAAGUUUUUGUAAACUAGAAACGUGGCCUUAAAUUCCAAGCCUGAGGAGUCUGCCAGCUUUAGGAGUCGCCAUCCUCUGUCUCUGGAGUCUUUUUCCUCUGGAACAUAUGAAUGUUUUUCACUUAGCAUUCAUUUUCUGUCCUUUUCUGUUUUGCUUUCACUAAGGAAUAUUUUUAUAUUCUAGUUGUACACUUUCAGAAAUAAAAAACAGUUUGCUUUUUGUUUGUGAA